UCUUGUGAGGUUUGCGGCGUGUGCGUCGCAGCAACUUUUUUUUUGUUGUAAGAAUAAGAACACAGAAUAUGUCAAAACACUACAAAAUGAAUCCUAUGCAGCCAAUAACACAACUCAUUGAAGUUAAAUCAAAGUUUGACGCCGAAUUUCGGCGGAUCAGCGUGGAGCGCUCUGCGAUGAAGCAGUUCGACGACUUGCACGAGGUGCUGCAGAAGCUGCACCUGCUGGAGGAGAUCGCCUUCACCAUCACCUACUCCGACCCCAAGGACGGCUACCUGCUGCCCAUCAACAACGACGACAACUUCGCCAAGGCGAUCGAGUGUGCGCGGCCGCUGCUGCGUAUCUUCCUACAGAGGAAAGGCGAGAGCGUGCUCUGGGACCUGAGUGGCCAGUCGACACUGAAGCGCGGCAAGUUUCUACCGCAGCUGAUCGGUUCGCCGAGGGUCAAACUGCCGGCCAUCUCGUACCCGGAGAACUUCAGACAGGUGGCUCAGAUUAUCGACGUGGACUCGGUUCCGGAGCGAUGUCGGCGUGUGCGUCUGCUGAAACACGGCUCCGAGCGGCCGCUGGGCUUCUACAUCAGGGACGGCACCAGUCUGAGGGUGACGCCCACGGGACUGGAGAAGGUGCCCGGUAUCUUCAUCUCCCGGCUGGUGCCCGGCGGCCUGGCCGAGAGUACCGGUCUGCUGGCCGUCAACGAUGAGGUCCUCGAGGUCAACGGUAUCGAGGUGGCCGGCAAAACGCUCGACCAGGUGACGGACAUGAUGGUGGCCAACUCGUCCAACCUGAUCGUGACGGUGAAGCCGGCCACUCAGCGGUACCCGCUGGUUGAGCAGGCCCCCGAGCGGGGCGCCAGCGCGCGCACCUCCCAGCUCAGUCACGCAUCCAACCUCUCGGCGCAGUCGGCACGCAGCUCGGACGACGAGCGAGACGACGUCUGUCUGCUGGCGAAUCGCUCCAACGGGGUCCUUCACCUCUGAGGGGGGUGUUCCCGUCACCUACGCGAAGGAGGAGGAGCAGUACUUCAUUAGCUCCUUUGGAGGAGGGCGCAUUGGGGAGCGUUGGCUUCCCUUCGCUCACCUGAUGGUUUGAGUAUUAAAUUAUGCAGUGCAUGAUUGGGAGGGUGCAUUAGUGCCCGAUCAGGAUUAUAGGAUUAUAACAAAUGUGUUGUGCAUCCAAAGGUGGACCAAGUAGAUGAAAAGGUGUCCUCGAUGUCCAAUUAAGUGAGGCAUGUGGCGUGGUGCCAUGCGUUUCUUAGGUAAACAAAGGAGGCGAUUUUCUGCGAUACCCUUCCAAUUCUGCUGUGAGGUGUCGGUGAUUGGUCCUUGAAAUGGUCUGAAAGGGCGACUAUACUUUGUGAUGGUAGAAGAUCAAAUGUGUUUCUACUUUAGUAUGACGAAGUUAGCCUGUUUUCAUCAGUAAACUGAUAGGCUCAGAUUUUACGUAGAUCAUUUCUGUUUUUAAUUUUUCAAGGUUUUUUACAUAGGAUGUGCUAUGUAAUUAAUGAUUCGACUGCAUUCUUUCAGAGAGAUCUGGCUUGCUUAUAUUUAUCCACCAACAAGUUUCACAAAUGGCGUCCACUUUCUAAAAUGUUAAAUCGGUCAUUUGCGCAUUUGUUAAGCCAUCUUAUAUUGCUCAUUAGCUAGCUACCACCAGUGUGUAGUUGAUUUCCAGUGGUGUCCUAUCCGAUCGUCGACAGUAUUUGUGACUCGUGUACGCACAUUCUAGUGCCGGCUCCGUCCAAACGUGCCAGUCUGAAAUCAGACCGUUGAUCCGUCCUUUAGGCCUUGUGCUGAUCGAGUUUCGUAAGGGCGCGGGAAGUGCGGAAUUGCGAUCCUCCAAGUGAUUUAGUGGGUGCUUUAUCACGACUGAGGCUUUUCAGGCUGCGAUGUCCCUCCAACCAGGAGGUGAGGGUGAUGCUACUUCCACAUGUUGAGCAGUGGUGUGAUUAUGCAGAGGUGUGUUGAUGCCGUCUUCAUAAUUACUUCUGAUACGUCGCGAGUGAUGUAGUUUAUGAUGUCUCUGACGUGCCUAGUGCCAGAGGGACUGUCCUCCGGUAGCGCACUGAUUAGAGCUACUUCGGGAUGUUUUCAAGGCUGGGUCU
Messenger RNA from Amphibalanus amphitrite, 2104 nucleotides. Its product is annotated as partitioning defective 6 homolog gamma-like. NCBI's taxonomy places the organism in Eukaryota, Metazoa, Arthropoda, Thecostraca, Balanomorpha, Balanidae. The transcript has 7 exons. The record is from RefSeq and is a predicted model, not a curated record. The coding region runs from base 69 to 980 and encodes 303 amino acids. Gene Ontology annotation, molecular function: protein binding. Gene Ontology annotation, biological process: centrosome cycle.